Messenger RNA from Belonocnema kinseyi, 1716 nucleotides. RefSeq names its product TGF-beta-activated kinase 1 and MAP3K7-binding protein 1-like. Gene Ontology annotation, molecular function: protein serine/threonine phosphatase activity. Gene Ontology annotation, biological process: protein dephosphorylation. The coding region runs from base 150 to 1568 and encodes 472 amino acids. The record is from RefSeq and is a predicted model, not a curated record. Lineage: Eukaryota; Metazoa; Arthropoda; Insecta; Hymenoptera; Cynipidae. The transcript is spliced from 6 exons.
UUUUUCUGCUCCUCAUGUUGGCAUGUCUGCAUUAAAGUGACGUUUGACAGGCUUACCAAUUUUUGACGUCAUCUUCAUCUGCUGUAGCCGCUCUAGGACCACACACAUUUCUCUUUUAUCCUGAAAAUUAUAUUAUUAAUGUUUCAAGAAUGCCAAUCACGCCAGAACAUCCAACCUUAAUGCCCUUUCAAGAUUCUCAACACAGUUGGACUGACGAUUUACCAGUGUGCAAGCAAUCAGGCGUAGGAUUUUCUACAAAUCAAAUCUAUCGAGAGGACGGAUGUCGACAAGAAGAGCAUCCCUUUGAAGAUCGCAGCUUUCAUUUUCGCUACGAUGAUUCAACAUUUCUUUACGGCGUUUUCGACGGUCACGAGGGAACCAAAGCUGCAAAUUUUGCCUUGCAACGUAUGGCUGCUGAAAUUUUAUUGGGACAGUUGAGUGGGAAAAAAACUGACGAAGAAGUUAGAGAAGUCCUUCGUCAAGCUUUCAUUGCUGUCGAAAGAGGAUACUUGGAUUCGAUAGGAGACAUUUUAGCUGAACGCGCUAGUUUACAGUUUGAUAUUCCCGAUGGCCUUAACUCGUACGAAACUUACCAAAAGUUUCCUCACUUGGUUGAUAAACUGAACGCCUUAAAUUGUGAGUUAUCUGCUGGAACGAGUGCAGUAGUAGCUUUAAUACAUAGUGGACGAUUGUACGUUGCUAACGUCGGAGAUAGCAGAGCUUUACUCUGCAAAACUGACAGUAAUCAAGUUUUAAGGGUCGUUCAACUCAGCAUUGAUCAUGAUUUGAGCAAUGAAGACGAAUUACUGCGAUUGUCUCGACUCGGUCUUGAUGACAAGUCCAUUCGACAAGGAUCCCAUCUAGGAAAUCAGGAAAACACCCGAUGUCUAGGAAACUAUUUAGUGAAGGGUGGCUAUAGAGAAUUUGAGGAACUAGCUCCAGCCAGUGUAGAACCAAUUAUCGCUGAACCAGAGAUUCACGGGGGGAUUGAGCUCGAUGAUUCCUGCAGGUUUUUGCUGCUCAUGUCCAGAGGUCUUUACAAAGCUUUGGAAGAGGCGACGAAAACAGAACAAGUCAACAAAGAACUUGCUCUUAUGGCAGUUGAACAGUUUCGUGUGCAGUCAACUCUAACAGGUGUUGCACAAGCCGUCGUCGACAAAAUAGUGAGAAUCCACCACGAUGUCAACAUGUGUAAUUCUCCAAGUAUAGUGACAAGUGGAAAACGAGAGGACAUAACUCUCUUGGUUAGAAAUUUCAAUUUUCCUCUCUCCAAUGCCUUGAAGAGUCCAACUUCUCCGUCUGUUCGAUUUGAUCCCGUUGUUCAAACGGCUCUAGUUCUUAAUUCGCCAGAUCAACAAGAUGGUUUCAGUACUGGGACUCAAAUGAUGAAUGAAAAUUUCGAUGCCUUCACCGCCACAACUUCCACGACUUCAGAUAUUUAUCCACCUGUUGCAGCCCCAGUGAAUAAAAACGCAAAGAUCAAACCUUACGUCGAUUUUUCUGAGUAUUAUCGCAACGUUGAGAGAAGACGAGAAGAGGGUACGUUACCGGCUGAUAUCGACUUUUGACUUGGGAGAUUUCUAUUUUUUAUCGUGUUUUAUACGAUUUCUAUGAAGACUGAAAUAGGGAUUAAUAACUUUAGAUCAAAGGAGUUUAUUUGUAAGUAGCGUUAAUUUUGCGUUUCACUUAAUGUUAGGUUAAUUUAACUUUGUGUUA